AUGAGGUGCAUAGCCCAUGUGUUGAACUUAGUGGUCCAGGAUGGGUUGAGAUAUGCAGGUCCUUCUGUUAAGAAAGUUAGAGAUGUUGUGAGAUGGGUGAGGAGUUCUCCUGCCAGACUUAAGAAGUUUAGAGAGAUUGCUGUGCUUAAUGGGGUGGAAGCCAAAUGUGCAUUACAACUUGAUGUUCCAACAAGAUGGAACAGCACAUACAUGAUGCUUAACACUGCCCUUCAAUACCAGAGGGCCUUUGAAGCUUAUGAGAAUGAUGCCUCAUUGAAUGCUGACUUACCUGAUUCUAUUCCAAACUUUAUGGAUUGGCUUUCUGUGCAAAGCUUAGUCCAUUUCCUGAAAGGCUUCUAUGAGAUGACUGUGAGAAUAUCUGGUUCUCUAUAUGUCACUUCAAAUACUUUCUUUUCUGAGAUUUCUGACUUAGGUUGCAUGCUGGAUGACAUGGUUAACUCUGUUUCAACCUCUGAAAAGGAUAUGGGGUCCCAUAUGAAACAAAAAUUUGAAAAAUAUUGGGGAGAUCCUGAAAAAAUGAACUUCUUGAUAUUCUAUGCCAAUAUUCUGGAUCCUAGGGAUAAGAUUGAGUACAUGCCUGCCCAAUUUGCUCAGUUGUAUGGUGAUGAAAAAGGAAAAUCAUGCUUUGAAAAGGUUCAAUCUUCUAUGGUUGUCCUGUUUAAUGAUUAUACAGCCACCUACAGUGUGCAGUCUGCAUCCCCUACUGUGCAAUCUACCCAAUCUGAACCAGUCCAUUCUCAAACUUCAGUUGGAAAACCUCAGGGUAGAAUGAAAAGCCAGCUUAAAAAACAGAGAAUGGAGGCUGGUAAAAGCAGUAAAGAAACUGAACUCCAGAUUUAUCUAAGUGAAAAAAUAGUGGAAGAUGAAGAAAAUGUGGACUUUGAUGUUCUAAGAUGGUGGAAGGUUAACAGUGAUAGAUUUCCUAUACUCUCUAGAAUGGCAAGGGAUGUGCUGGCUGUUCCCAUUUCAACUGUUGCCUCUGAGAGUGCAUUCAGUACUAGUGGUAGGGUAUUAGAUCCCUUUAGGAGUUCAUUAACUCCUAAAAUUGUUGAAUCCCUAGUAUGUGCACAAGAUUGGUUGAGGGCACCCAAUCAUCCAAUCUCUGUGGAGGAAAACUUGGAUGAUGUUGAAAGAUUAGAGAAGGAAUUGUCCACUGGAGCUGCUGGUUCUUUACCAAGUACUGUUGGAACACUCCCAACAAUUGCUGAAGAUGAGGAAUGGAUGAAUGCUGAUUGCUGA
This is a messenger RNA of Ipomoea nil (Japanese morning glory), 1260 nucleotides long. Its product is annotated as zinc finger BED domain-containing protein RICESLEEPER 2-like. The record is from RefSeq and is a predicted model, not a curated record. Bases 1 to 1260 code for a protein of 419 amino acids. Gene Ontology annotation, molecular function: protein dimerization activity; DNA binding. NCBI's taxonomy places the organism in Eukaryota, Viridiplantae, Streptophyta, Magnoliopsida, Solanales, Convolvulaceae. The transcript has 4 exons.